CAGGGCUGCGGCUGCUUUCAUCCGCUUCUGGGAAACUUCUUUAGCCCAGCUGAAAACUGCGCACAGCAUCGGCAAUGACCGGACUCUUCGCCGACAGUGAGGUCACCUGUGCCAACGGCUCCCGGCAUGAGCUUGAGCGUCUAAUCUGGCGCUUAACCGUUGUGGCUGUGUUAGCGUCUCAAGGCUCGGAGGGCUUCGAACUCCGAGAUUUCGACAAAUACGACGUGAUCAACGCGACCCUGCCCCACGCGACCGUACGUCUGCUGAUGUCGGACGAGAGUCGCUUCUUCGUGCAGAUAGUCUUGUCCAAAGAAGAGCUAGGCGGUGAGAUCAAAUUCACCUACCUCGAAACCAUCAAGGGUCAGAGCAUACCUCCGCUCGUGCUAAGAAAGUGA
Messenger RNA from Dermacentor silvarum, 395 nucleotides. RefSeq lists its product as uncharacterized. Lineage: Eukaryota; Metazoa; Arthropoda; Arachnida; Ixodida; Ixodidae. The record is from RefSeq and is a predicted model, not a curated record. The coding region runs from base 75 to 395 and encodes 106 amino acids. The transcript is spliced from 3 exons.